CUUUGUACCAAGGGCCGGUGGGGUAGUGCCGUCAGCGUAGCAACCCCCACCAUCGAUAUCGCCCGCCUUAUCGAUAAGCUGAGAAUAGUGCGAUAAGAAUUUUUCUUGAUGGCCCAGUUCGAACCCACCCUGGGCGAGCUACACGGCCCUCAUUCUCAUCGCUCACUUCAACCCGUUCCCAUUCAAAUCAUAGACAUUUGCGACAUUUCGCUUAGAUAUCAGACGGCUCAUUUCAAAAUCAGAACAAGAAGGAGAAAAAACGUCAAAACCAUCUCACAAUGGCGCCAACUCGCCCCAACAAAAAGGCGAAAAAGAGAACGGAGAAGAAGCCCAUCAACCCGGCCCUGCUCCUGGUCGAAGCCGCUACGAAGUUGCAAGAGGGCGACCUGGAAACCGCCGUCUCGGCCGCGAAGAAGGCCCUCGAUGGCACAGGCGUGGGCGGCGACUACGAGCUGGCAUCGGUGAACCUCCUGGGCCUCAUCACAAUCGAGAUGGGCGAAGUUGACGAGGCGCGGGCCUACUUCCUCCGGGCCGUCGAGCUCGACGCCGACGGCGCCCUCGAUGAGCGCAUAGGCGGCGGGCCGGAAAAGUUUCUCUGGCUCGCGCAACUCAGCGAGGAUGGUGGGCAGGACAGCGUCAAUUGGUUCGACAAGGCCGCGCAGUCGCUCAGGGGUCAGAUCCAGACGCUUGCGGGCCUGCCGAAGCGCACCGCCGAGCUGGAGGCGCAGCUGGAGGAACGGAAGAGGAAGCUCGGCGGCGCGCUGUGCGCCGUAGCCGAGGUGUACAUGACGGACUUGUCUUGGGAAGCGGACGCGGAGCAGAGAUGCGAGGCGCUCAUCACCGAGGCGGGGUUGGUUGCGCCUGAAUCAGCCGAGACGUGGCAGACGGUGGCGAAUGUGAGGAUAUCGCAAGAGAAGGUGGACGAGGCGCGGGCAGCGCUGGCGAGGAGCCUGGAGCUGUGGGUCGACCUGCCACCGCUGGACCCCAACGUGCCGGAUUUCCCGACAAGAAUCAGUCUGGUGCGGUUGCUGCUCGAGGUGGAGAUGGAGAAGGAGGCGAUCGAGGUUCUCGAGAGACUUGUCGGCGACGAUGAUCAAAGCGUUGAGGCAUGGUACCUUGGCGGCUGGGCCUUGUUCAUCGCUGGCGAGAAGGUGAGGGCCAAGGGCGAGAGCCAGCUGAGCGAGGACGACGAGGACUGGAAGACCACGUGGGACACGUCGAGGCGGUGGUUGAUGCGAUGCCUGAAGCUUUAUCAGGAACAGGGCUACGAGGAUGAGCGGUUGGGCGAGCAUGCUAAGGAGCUGUUUGCUUCCAUCAACAAGGAGCUCGGCGAGCCGCCGGCGGAAGAUGACGAUGAUGGAUGGGAGGAUGCCGGAAGCGACGAUGACGAAGCGAUGAAGGAGUGAAAUGGCAUGUGCUUUCUUCUUCCACAUUCAACAAAAGAAAAAGGGGAGAAAAAAGAAUACGAAGACAGCAUCAUGACCAUUGGAAGGCUCGGUUGGUGGAUCCACGAUCAUGGAGUUUGGGAGUCUGGAACCCGGGAGUAACUCAAAACAAAGAAGUCAAAAGUUCAUGGACCUCGCCCGCCUCCCCCAUUUCCCCCUUUCUUUCAUUUUCUUCCUUCCCUGUUGCCCACGAUCCGGCUCAUUUU
Messenger RNA from Colletotrichum destructivum, 1651 nucleotides. Its product is annotated as Putative tetratricopeptide-like helical domain superfamily. Gene Ontology annotation, molecular function: protein binding. Lineage: Eukaryota; Fungi; Ascomycota; Sordariomycetes; Glomerellales; Glomerellaceae. The transcript has a single exon. The record is from RefSeq and is a predicted model, not a curated record. The coding region runs from base 279 to 1406 and encodes 375 amino acids.